This is a messenger RNA of Exophiala xenobiotica, 1215 nucleotides long. RefSeq lists its product as uncharacterized. The record is from RefSeq and is a predicted model, not a curated record. The transcript has 2 exons. Gene Ontology annotation, cellular component: membrane. The coding region runs from base 194 to 943 and encodes 249 amino acids. Gene Ontology annotation, biological process: vesicle-mediated transport. NCBI's taxonomy places the organism in Eukaryota, Fungi, Ascomycota, Eurotiomycetes, Chaetothyriales, Herpotrichiellaceae.
CUUAAAGAUGCACUGGACGACGGCCGGCAUUAAACACGCAGAUGAUCCUGUUGAAUCCUCGCACCAUUGAAGAGACACCUGACUAUUGACGACUUUAUCCUGGAAUUCUCCUAGCUCGUGGUUAUUUCGAGACUUUAUUCAAUAUUGAGCACGUAGACAGCGCUAGACAAUUGCGCAGGCUGCCGUCGCCACCAUGGCAUCGAGUUCGGGGCAGUCAAAUCAACUACUAUAUGCGUGUAUCGCUCAUGGAACGACCAUCCUGACCGAGCAUACAUCGCCUGGCACCUCGUCCUCCUCAGCGUCCUCGCUCGCCUCAGUCAUUCUUCCCAAAAUCUCUCACUCAACGCCUGCCAAACUCACCUACACACACGACCGUCUCUUCGUUCACUAUAUCGCCGACUCUCCAUCUUCGACUUCGAACAGCCCUGAUGAGCAACUGUCGAGCAAUGCCGCGCUCACCUAUCUGGUGGUCGCGCAAACGGAAAUGGGUCGACGCAUACCCUUCGCCUUCCUACUCGAGUUGAAGAAGAAAUUCUUGGCCCAAUACAAGCCCGAAUCUACGGAUUUCCAGUCAUUACCCGCCUACGGCACAGCAGCAUUCAAUAGCACGCUGAAGGCGAUGCUGCAGCAAUACAACACUGCACCCCCUAGCGACGCUCUGACGAAUGCACGCAAGGAAAUCGACAGUGUCAAGGACAUCAUGACGGAGAACAUUGAAAGAGUACUCGAAAGAGGCGAGCGAAUUGAUCUACUGGUGGACAAGACUGAUCGAUUGGGUGGCAGUGCACGAGAUUUCCGGGUGCGUAGCAGAGGAUUGAGACGGCAGAUGUGGUGGAAGAAUGUCAGGGUGAUGGUGCUCUUGGUGGUCGUGGUGGUCUUCUUGAUAUACCUGUUUGUCGGGUUUGGGUGCGGUCUGCCGGCGUGGAGCAAAUGUCUAGGAUAAGGAAUGACUUCAAUGGCGUCAAUGGCGUCGGAAGAGCACAGUCAUAUUCUUUUGGAGCGACACUGUGUUUUGUAGGAAUAACGAGAAUGUCUACACAGUACUCGUAUAUCUCAUAGUGGAGUUGACAGCCUUCAGCCCACCACAGAAUGGAGUAUGGAGUAUGGAGUACGGGAUAUGUCAAUCAUUGUAAGGCUAAACAAACAUUGGAGGGAAGUGGCUGCCCCCAUCAAAGAAUUCCUGUAUUUUCUCAUCCAACUGCCACCGUAAUUCAU